AUGACUCUCCAGCUUCAACCCAUUGAUUCCGAGGUUGAUUUUCCUGCGCUUGCACGAUGCUUGUUUGAGUCCUACGAAAGCCCUUCGCAGAAAUUCUCUCACAUUUUCUUCCCCAUCCAUGGAACAAGUGAUAUUGCCCACGAAGAUGCAAUCAAUGAAGCAGCAACUCGGCUGAAGCUAUGGCAUACGCACGAUCCAUCGAGUUACUAG
Botrytis porri is the source of this 210-nucleotide messenger RNA. RefSeq lists its product as uncharacterized. The transcript has a single exon. The record is from RefSeq and is a predicted model, not a curated record. Lineage: Eukaryota; Fungi; Ascomycota; Leotiomycetes; Helotiales; Sclerotiniaceae. Bases 1 to 210 code for a protein of 69 amino acids.